This is a messenger RNA of Myiozetetes cayanensis, 5057 nucleotides long. Its product is annotated as basic proline-rich protein-like. Lineage: Eukaryota; Metazoa; Chordata; Aves; Passeriformes; Tyrannidae. The coding region runs from base 3 to 947 and encodes 314 amino acids. The transcript is spliced from 2 exons. The record is from RefSeq and is a predicted model, not a curated record.
CUAUGAAUGAGCCGAGAUCCCCGUUACUACGAGCCCGAUCCUAUAAAAGCCCCGCGCGCUGCGGACAGCGCAGCACCGACACCGGCGCCGGCCCCGCCGGGAGCCGCGGGGCCCCUGCCCGGCCCGGCAGCCGCGGGAGCCCGCAGGAGACACCGACCCCCCCACGGCGGACGCCCCCCCGCCUUCCCGCUGCAGCCCAGGUAGGGGGGGACUCCCCGGCGGGGUGGACACGCGUGGGAGGGCAGGGGGCGGGGAGGGCGUGGGUGGAUGCUACCGAUGCUGCCGAUGCUACCGACAUUCCACCCCCAAGCACCGGCCCCCCCCGCCCCGCGCCGCCGGUGCGGUGGCGGAGCCGCCUCCUCGCCGUCUCCAAGGCACCGGCUGUCCCCCCCAACCCCUCUCGGUACCCCCCCCUCCGACGCCGCCCGGGCGACCGUGGCUUUAGAUUGUUACUGUGCCGCUGGGGGGGUAACAGUCUACAGCCAUGGUCGCCGGGACAGGCGGACUCGCAGCGCGGGCAGCACCGGCUCCCCCCACGCCCCCACCCGCGGGGGUCCCCGAGGCGGCGGAGGCGGGGCGGCGGGGGUCCCGUCGGGAGCGGCCCGCCUCCCGGGGCAGUAGGAGCUCACAUGCAGGAUGCAGCUCGCCGCACAUCAACUCUUACUGUUCGGGGGGGCGGGCGCCGAACGGCUCCUCCUCGGGCAGUGGGAACGGUGGGGGACCCCCCUCGUCUGAUCCCCCCAUCCUGCCCCCGCCCCGCAGCCCCUCACCUGCCCUCCCAGCGGGGCCGCUCGGGGGCCGCCCCCGCCGGGCUCAUCCCGCCGCAUCUGUGCUCUCGGCAGCCGCGGUCCCGUCCCACCCUCCCGCGCCCCCCGUCCCGCCGCCGAUGCACGGGAGGACCACGGGACGUUCGCGGAGCGGAGUGGGGCCGGCGCGGCGGGGACUGAGAGCGGCCCGCGGGGCCGGGGCGGGGGCGGCCGGGGGCGGUCGCAGGUUGCACAACCCGCCCGCCGCGGCCAGGAGAUUCCUGAGCGGCGAAGUCAGAGCGGCCCGGCCUGCCCCGACACCGGGCACCGGGCCCUCAGCAGCCGGCGGCGACCGGUGCCGGCCGGGCAGGGCCCCUCUCGGGGGGCACCGCGGACCCACAGCCUCGGAGACGGGGACGGAGGGGGCUGGACGGGGCGUAGUGACCAGAGAGAUCCCAGAGGGGAAGUGGGAUGCCUAAUCCCUUGGGUACCCCGGGGGUGGGGGGUCAGACACGGGUGGGUGACAGUGUCAGUGCCAAGAGGACAGGGAGAGCCCCCAAACAAGAACCUCUGGUCCUGGGAUGCAGCUCCAGCAAGGAGCUCCCGUGGGUGUCCCACCUAAACUGCAUAGGGGCCACAUAGGGUCCUCUGCCCACACUCCUUCUCUCCAGAGCAGCACCAUUAGGAUCCUUACCCACCCAUGGGGUCAUGCACUUCUACCCUCACCCAGACAGGCACAAGCCACCACAGGUCCCUGGGGCCAGCAGGGCCACGGUGCAGCAGGGGAGCCAUGGGCAAGAGAGUAUCUCAGGUACCAGGUACUCACUGUGCACUGCCCCAUCUCCUGCCUUUGACUCCUGCUUUUCCCAUUGCUGCUGCUGGUGACGGGCCAUGAACCUCACACCUCCAGGAAGGGGAUUUUCGGGCAGUCCCAUCAGCGCUCAGGUAAAGCCGCAGCUGCGUUUGGCACAUCCACACUGCAAAGGUGCCACCCUGCAUCCCCUGGGAAACACUUCCUUGUUUGUGCUCCAUCACAGUGAGAUUGUACCUGUGUCCCUUCCAGGAUACCCCUGGGGGAGGGGACAUGUCCCACAGGCAGCACUGCGGCCCCUUGGGCCCCAUGUUCCAGCCCGGGAAGGCCCUGGCUGUGCUGUUGUUGUUUUGAAGGCCAAGUCUCUCCUGCUGACACCCUGGAAUUAGUUUUUCUUCCAGAGUCCUUAAAAAUAUCCUGGAUUCCUGACACCAGGACUUGUCUUCCAACGGCGCUUCCAAGCCACUGGGCCUGGGGCCAGCUGUGAGCGCCGGGGGACAGAGGCCGUCCAGCUCCCGUGCUCCUCCGAGAUCACAGCGGUGCUGGGAAGGAAUAUGGUGCCAAGGAAGAUCGCAGCCCCUGCCACAGCUGAGUUGUUACUUGCCACUCCCAUGGUGGAAUGGUGCUCAGCAGGGCACAAACACUGCCUUGCCUCAGCAAUGCUCCCAGUGGCUUUGGUACACACUCCUGUGCAUGGCCGGGAGGGUGGGAAGGGUCUUUCUGGGACCUCCAGCAGCCAUGACCCUACAGAACCCCACAGCUGAGGACUGAGCUGUGGCGAGGGUCCCAAGGUACUGUCCCAGACAGGAUUUCCCUGUGCAUCCCCAGGAAAGCUCGUGGUCCCAGAAAACUUCUGGCUGAAGCCUGUGACCCACUCCUGGCUUUGCCAAGUGGCAUGCUGGCACAAUGGGAAUUUGGAGUGGUCGGGGGGGAGGCUGAGCCAGCGUGGCUGGUGGGGGGUGCAGGGAGAGAUGCUGCUGCCCCCCCAAAGGCCAGACAGCUGCCCACCGGCCGCACACACUGCUGUUGCCAGCUGACAGCUCUUGGCUAAACGGCCUUUUGUGAUUCAGCCGUGUUUAUCCCAGCCCUCGGCCCGGCCCAGCGUGGGUUUCCAUGGAAAACUUCCAUCCAAAACAAGGAGAGAAGGAGCUACAGCAGGAGUGACUCAGCCACAACUGGAAGCUUCUGCGGGUGAAGCAGGGAAGGGGGGGCUGUUCCCAACGGCUUGGUCCUGCUCUGGCAGCAGGGCCCGGGGCUGGCCCCUGGCUCUGUCCUGCCCGUGCUGCUACCUCCUUGCAGGCAGGAGCCAGGCAGCUUUGGGGGAAACUGCAUCGUAUGACAGUCUGCAAAACACAUCACUCUCCCAGAGCACCCCCUCCCCACGCCAGCGCCAGGCCCCGCUGGUGAAGACAGGGGAGGAAAAGCGUGAGAUGAGUAAGGCUCAAACCCUGCCACGAUCUGCAUGCCAGGCUUGGUGGGACAUCUUUUUCCAGUCCUGCCCAUAGGAGCCCUGCCCGUGCCUGGUGUGCCCCAUGUGGGUGCUGGCAGGGUGGGCAGCGAAGGAGACCCCGAGUUGGCAGUGACACAGGGGAAAGGGGUGCGGAGAGCUGGGGAAGAGGUGGUGGGAGUUUGUGGGGAGGUGGCAGCUCUGGCAGAGCCUCUGCUUGUGCUGGUCUUCUCCCACCCUCCCUGAGAUGCUGGGAGAGGGCUGGGAGCUCUGCUCACCUGGGAGAGGGGAGCAAAGCCCUUCCCUGCCCAGCCCCAGCACCCCGUGGCCAGGGCAGGCUCCUCACAAUCAGGGCCAUAGGCAGGGCCUAUCCCUGGGGUCACCCAGGUUACUCCGAUGUCUGUGUUGGGUUUGGAAAGGGUCUAUUUGGGGAGGAGAGGGAUGACAUUCCCCUGCCAAAACACCCAGGCUUCUGGUGCUUCUGGGUAACACCAGUGGCUGUCCUCAGGGCCCCCUUGUCCCAAGCCAGUGGCAUGGCUUGCUCCAUCACCCCCUCACUCAGCAACAGCAACUGCUCCAGACUGUUUUGGGGGAAAAAACGACUCUCCUGGGCGGGUGGGAGAAGAGGAAACCCUCCAACAGCAAAGCAAAUGAAGGGUGGGAAGACAUCAGUCAGUCUUGUCUCCAGGCAGCUGAGCAGUGUGGCUGCAUCCCAAGGACAGACUUGGAUCUGCAAGAGAGGCAGAGGCCAGCCCGAGGGCAUCUCGCCAGCGGAAAAGCAGGGAGAGGGAAGGAUUCCCAGGGCAAACCCCUCCGUCCGGCGGGGACAUGCAGUGACAGCCGCGGGAGCCGCUUCCCUUCUCCCAUCACACCGGGGCCGAGCAGGACCUCCCUCCGCUGCUCACACAGGCACCUCCCGCGGACAAGGGUCGCGUUUAUCUCUUUUUAUUAAUUUAUUUAAACCCGGUACAGGAGCCACCCGGCAGGAGCCAUCUUUAAGCAGACCCUGGGAAGAGAGAAGCAGGUACUGCAGCACCGCAGCUCAGGUCACCACCCCUCCCUCCCCAGCCCACCCCAGGGAGCCGCCCGCAGAGCCGGCACCGUGCUGCUCACUCACCGCACCCUGGGCUCCUUCCCCAUCCCGCUGCCAGCGAUGUGCCAAGUGCCUCCCUGUGCCCGGGAGCUGCCGGGGGUCGGCGGUGCGGGGCCGCAGUGCGGGCGGGCGGCCAUGGCUGCGGUGCCUCCCCCGCGCCGGGCGAUCACCGCGGGGCCGGUGAUUAAAGAGCUACGGGCAGGCUUGGCGAGCGCGGCUGCUGCCGUCCCUCCACGGCUGCCCAGGGCUCAGCGGGGCCGAGCAGAGACAAAAGCGCCGGUGCUUUGUCGCAGCUGGUCGCCGUGUUCGGCUGGAGCUGCUGCUGCUGCAGCUCUCCUCCAAAACACAGCUUCUCCGACGUGGUCAUCAAGGAGUGCAGACACCUCACACCUUAAAACGAGCUGUGACACAGCCCAGCUGAAGUGGCCAAGGCGGCCACCACUGCCCACCCUCCCUCCACCUAACACCCCCAGGACACCAGCCUGGGGCUGGGCUGCAGAGAAACUGCCUCCUCCUCCUGCCACCACCACCACUGUGCUGCUGUGUAACCAGCAACAAACCAAAGAGCAAAAACCCCCCAGGGCCGAGAACCGCUUGUUUCUGCUGCGUUGGUUUAACCCACGGCAGCUGCCAGGCCUGUUCCCAGCUGAGGGAACAUAGGAAGGGCUUCAGCCCCUGCCCCUCUGCCCGCUCCUGUCAUCCUCUGGCCCUUGCAGGGAUGACACUGCACUGCCCUUCUGCCCAGGCAGGGGGAAAAUGAAGACUUUACACUCGAUUUCUCUCUUUUACCAACUAUAAACCUCCAAGGAAAGCCUUGGUUAGAGAAGACCUCCAAGCACAGCCUUGUCCUGAGGCUGGUGCCCGAUCUGCCCCAGCACUGCACUGGGCAGCAGCCAAGCAGAGCACCUGCAACUGUAACAGCAAUAAAGGUUCUCAAGUGCUUCUGGAAAAAUUAUCAGA